GGGGCUCGCAAUGGCAAAAAUGAGAUGAGACCUAGGUAGUAGUCUACCUUAGGUUGACUGGAACCCUCGACUUGCAAUGAAACUAAAGAGUACAGCUACUCACUGGGUCUACCUGCUAUUACUGGCUGCGGACUAUUAGUCGGUGGAAUCUCAAGAUUGCUGUACUAAGGGACCAUAACUGGGCUGACCAACCAACUUUCCUACUCCGGCGCAUUCCCACGGGGUAGAUUGAUCUACUCUGCUACCUCUCGACGACUUUGCUUCAACACUUGGGCGGGAAUAUGUGAUAGCACAACAACGAACCUCGUUCUAAACGCUACCUGGUAAUAAUCUUUCUCUAACAGUUCUGCUCAGGCUACCACUCCAAUAUGCCUCAGAAUAAAAAAAGGCCCUUGACGUAUGGUAAAUCCCCUCGAAAUAAACUAGAACCUCUCCUGGAACUGGAUGGUUCUACCGGAUCAUUCAUAUCGCGUACUUCUUCUACAGAUGCAGGGGGGCUUAGAACAUCUUAUGCCCCUGUUUCUUCUCCUCGAUCGUCCCAGUCUCUGCGUCUAACAAAAGACACAGGCCCUUCUUCACCCUCUCCAAAGGACGAUGAACACAAUGCUAGGCAAAGAAAGCGAAGGAGGUUUCUCACGGGACAUAUUUCUGAAGAAGCACAUCAAGACAGAGAGCAGGGGGGCAAUAGUGUCUACGGCCGUAUAACUAUGGCUUUGCCUGCGAACGAAAAUCAGGGGAAAUCCGACACACGAGAUCAAAGAACAUUCAUAAAGCAAAAUUCCCACCGUGCCACAAACCAGAAUACUCUUGAUAUUCCUGACUUUUGCGGAGGACCUGACAAAGCAACUAAGCAAAAGCCGCUUAACGCAGUGACGCCGACGUACUCGCGAUCUUUUCGUCGUCAGGAGCCUUCAAUACAGCUUGAAAUGUCCUCAGUACUCAGUCCCAACCGCGAACAUAAAAAGCAUGGCGCUACUGUACCCCAGAGGCGAAUAGAGAACGCUUCUCCACGGAAGAGAUUAGUGGAUUCGCUCGGUACGAUGGAUGAACAAUUGGAUAGCCCUCUUUUACAGAGAGGUAAUGGAUUUGAACAAGACCGUUCUCUACACCGUAGGCUCGGCCAUGAAAUCGAUAGCAAUUUCCGAAGCGCUUUAGAGAGUUCACCUGAAUCCGAGGUCCGUACGGCUGAGCAACUCGAAGGGCAACCGGCAGCUUCUAUCCCCCCAAAAUUGCAAUCUUCCAAGGUCACUUACUCCCGACAGCGAUCUUUCCUCAACGAUGCGUCCAGUAUUCCGGAAAUGGAAUCCCAUGGUAUUCAAACCUCGUCAAUAUGUGAAACAAGCACCGGAGCACGUCAUUCACUUACUUCUCAUUUAUCACGCGAGGAAGAUGAGAAUAGUAACAGCAAGGCGGUCCGUAGCAUUCAUGAGCUUCGACAGGCCGGAGACAACGCUCGUUUUCGAGAAACAAUCGAUUCUAUCUUUGAAGAUAUUGAAGACACAUACAAUUCCGCAUCCGGGAGAUGCUGUGGCUUUGCCCAGCUGUGCCUCCGGCUUUCAGAACCUCAAUUUGUACGCCGCUUUUCUGAGGAAGGAUUCGAAGAACGCCUUGCGAAAUGCACCCAAGAUGGCUUAGAUAUAAUCUCGACUUCUCUUGCUCUCGGGGCUUAUAAAUUAAUUCUCGCAAAUGGCCCGUCUUCCCACAUUCUGGCCGGGUCCUUAUGGCCGCAAAUUCUUCAUCUUUCGCUCAGCGUGCUCGAUACAGAAGAUGGGAUACUUUCUCUGGCAAAAGAGCCACGACUGGGUAUGUCCAAGACUGCCCAGGCUUCAGUCAGAAGUCUUCAACCGCAUUUUCUCUCCGUGGUUGAUGUGUCACCGCCAAAUAUCUCUCCGUGUAUCUUAGCUCUUGAAUGUAUCAUGGCAUCCUUGCUGGAUUUUCGCAAGAACGGUUCCCCCAUUCAGACAUUCCCGGCCUCAUUGUUGGGGCGCCUAGUUGAUUUGGUGGUGUUGAAGACCCCAAAGGAAUCAGACUUCCCUCUCUCCCCGCAUCGUUUCCACAUGCUUGAAUUGAUCUUUUCUGUCCUUGAAAAUUACUCGAUUAUAUCAGGGCCGUUGGAUUAUGAGCAUCGUCUCCAUUUCCAACGGCUUUCUGGUCUGCACACUGUUUUUACACCGAAUCCAUAUGACCAAAGCCGACAAAUCAUAAUCUCCUAUAUUCGCGUUAUUUUAAAUGUCACCAACAAAGAACCUUCUUUCUGUGAUGACUUUGCUACUCCUGAGCUUGUCUCUGGGCUUGCUGGAAUUGUUGUGACGGAGUUUCGCCAGAUUUCAAGCCAUUCUUCUGCCAAAGAAAGCAAUACACUGAACACUGUUAUCCUAGCUCUGGGAACUCUCAUUAAUUUGGCGGAGAAUACUGAGUUGUCAAGAGCUAUCUUUCUGCAGUCUGAUGGUGUCUCCGACUCGUUUCUCAAGCAACUUCUCAUGCAGUUCUCUGAUAGCGUUCGCUCUAUGGACCAGGCGAAUUCUGUAUCCGAAGUACAUCAGAAUGUUGUCGCUGGAUAUUUAUCGAUUCUUUUACUUACGAUUUGCCUCGAUGUUGAAGCACGUCGUUGCGUCAAGGCGGCUCUUGAUGGGAAUGGGCUCACCAGCAUUUUGUCGACUGCCGAGAAAUUUUUACAAUACCACCAAAAGGUCGAACGGGAUUCCCACGCCUUCGAAUCUCGUGAUGAAGGAGAGUCUAGGCUUACUGCACGAUUGGGACAUAUAAUAGAUCAGAUACGCCAGUCUGAGGAACCCUCCUGAUGAGGUUCUCAGGCGAUUUUUCAACAGGCCGUCACCUACAACCGCAAAUAAGUUUAACACCAAGAUCGGGAGUCCGGACGAUAUUCUUUUGAGAUACCCCAUAACUCCACCCACCAAACUCCCAUAGCAUAUGUGAAAGAUCCGCACUCAAUCGUCUUUGUAUGAAAUAUUGUAGUUGGCGCAACCUAAAAAAAAAUCGAUGAUUAUACAUUAUCGAAAGCUGAAACAUUCUUGUGCCCUGUUGUGUAAAAAUCAGCCUUCCACUCUUUUCUCAUUAAUACUUGGUUAAUUUCUUUGUCGAAUGCUCCUAGAAAGAGCAGGAUCGGUAUAUAUUUGUGGUAGGCAUCCUAGCCAGAAUGCAA
Molecule: messenger RNA, 3163 nt
Organism: Aspergillus ochraceoroseus IBT 24754
Lineage: Eukaryota; Fungi; Ascomycota; Eurotiomycetes; Eurotiales; Aspergillaceae
Product: WAPL family protein
Exons: 3
Coding region: 369-2801 (810 amino acids)
Biological process (GO): regulation of chromosome condensation
Source: RefSeq, a predicted model, not a curated record